UUGUUAUAAUAAAAAAAACUUACAAACCCUGAAGAUGGCGAAGAGUUUCGUUUUGUAUUGUUAGUAAGCAAUGGGUUAUUAUGAAUGCUAUAUGAUAAUAAAAAUUAAAUAUAAUUUAAAAUAUUUAAACUUGUGCUUUGGUGCUGUUCAUCAUUGAAGCUUUUUUCUCAGUCUGGUCCACAGAAGUGGUGUCAUAUUCACAUCUUGCGUAGUCUCGCACUCUGCUCUCGCGUUGUUACAGGGGACUUCACUCACACCCGGCUUCAAAAGCCUCGUAGCCGCUAUCUUUUCUGCCCUUCUGCGCUCGUUAAUCUGUAGACUUAUCUGAGCAUCGUUUCCAAAACGGCGUUUGAACCAGUAACCGCCCGGUAACUGUAACGUCCGUCACAAGAGCUCCAAAUGCGGCGGAACGAAUCACUUUGAGGCGGCGUUAGGGUAUACAGUGACAGUUCUGGUUGUCGGAUUCUCCGCGUCACCGGCUUCUCGGGAAUUUGUCUACGUCGAGUUUACGUUGAAAGCGCUCACUGGUCAUGUGAGGUGCCCGUCCCUGUCGGUGUGUCAGCGAGUGUGCCUGUUUUAGUGUGUGUCUGCGCGCGUGUGUGUUUGUAUUCAGUGACCAGUAGCCGCUGUGUGGGUUCAUUCCGGGAAAUGUGACAUUUUCACCGGGUACACAUGGACGCAAAAAGCGGCUCUCCCAUUCACCCAUGAUGCACCAGCAGGGCUCGACGAUGACCUCUCUGCUCGGUGACGUUUUCUGUCAGUGCCGGGCGGCCGGCACUCACCCAGGCGACGACCCCGGUGGUGGUGGAGUUGGCGAACCCUACACCGACCCUCAGCAGUUGACCCCAAGUGACCCCAACCAGUCCUGCGACAGAUGCGAUGGAGCUGAACAGGAGCACCGACUCAAGGUUUUGUUCCAGAUCCUUGACGUAAACGGAGAUGGGGGCAUCUGCGUAAACGACCUGACGAUCGGACUAAAGAAACUGGGAGUUCAUCGAACCGAGCAUGAACUUAUGAAAAUAGUGAAGGCGGGAGACAAAGACCUGGACGGACAGUUAGACUUUGAAGAGUUUGUCCAUUAUCUCAGAGACCAUGAGAAGAAACUAAGGCUCGUGUUCAAGAGUUUGGACAGGAAGAACGAUGGCCGCAUCGACUCACAGGAGAUCAUGCAGUCUCUGCGAGACCUGGGAGUCCACAUCUCCGAGGAGCAGGCUGAGAAGAUUCUCAAAAGUAUGGACAAAAAUGGCACAAUGACAAUCGACUGGAAUGAGUGGCGGGAUUAUCACCUGUUGCAUCCAGCAGGCAACAUUCCCGAAAUCAUCCUGUAUUGGAAACACUCCACGAUCUUAGAUGUUGGCGAGUGCUUGAUGGUGCCAGACGAGUUCACUGCGGAAGAGAAGAAUACAGGAAUGUGGUGGAGACACCUAGUGGCUGGAGGAGGAGCUGGAGGGGUGUCUCGCACCUGCACGGCCCCGUUGGACAGACUCAAAGUCCUCAUGCAGGUUCACGCCUCCAAGAGCAACAGCAUGCAGAUCGCCGGAGGCUUUUCCCAGAUGAUCAGAGAGGGAGGUGUGAGGUCACUGUGGAGAGGAAACGGCAUCAACGUCAUCAAAAUCGCUCCAGAGACUGCAAUUAAGUUCAUGGCCUACGAACAGAUAAAGCGACUGAUUGGAAGUAAUCAGGAGACACUGGGAAUCGCAGAGAGGCUGGUGGCUGGAAGUCUGGCCGGAGCGAUCGCUCAGAGCAGCAUCUACCCCAUGGAGGUCCUCAAGACACGGUUAGCGUUAAGGAAGACAGGUCAGUACUCGGGUAUUUCGGACUGUGCCAGACACAUCUUCCAGAAAGAGGGUGCCACUGCUUUUUACAAAGGCUACGUCCCAAACAUGCUGGGCAUCAUCCCGUACGCUGGCAUCGACCUGGCCGUCUACGAGACCUUGAAGAACUGGUGGCUGCAGCGUUAUGCCACCGACAGCGCUGAUCCAGGAGUGUUUGUGCUUCUGGCCUGUGGCACCACCUCCAGCACGUGUGGUCAGCUGGCCAGCUACCCUCUGGCUCUGGUCAGGACUCGUAUGCAGGCACAAGCUACUCAGGAAGGAGGCCCUCAGAUGAGCAUGACUGGCCUGUUCAGACACAUUGUCAGGACAGAGGGCGCUACGGGACUCUACCGAGGCCUGGCCCCCAACUUCAUGAAGGUCAUUCCAUCUGUAAGCAUCAGCUACGUGGUUUACGAGUACCUCAAGAUCACGUUAGGGGUACAAUCCAAGUAGAGACCAAAGCUUUAUUAUCUGCAGUUUUAGUUUAGUUUUUUUUUUUUUUUUUUUUGAGGUUGCGCUUUUGUACUGGAGAAAGUAAGCAGCUAAAUUCUGCACAUUUAAAUAAAUUAUUGAAUUCUAUGGAGAAAGAUGAAAAUAAAGAGGAGCCGGGAUUCAGUAUCCAAAUCCUGGAGGAGACUUUGAGGAAGCGCUAAAAGUUUACAUUGAACUGACUGGAGGUGUUGACUGGCGCCACACGGUGGCAAGAGCAGUGCUGCUCUGUGACAAAGGGCUUUGCUGAAGUUAAACAUAUCAAAGGUUUCCCGUUUAAAGGAAUUAAGACAACAUCACAUCUGCAGGUGGGUUUGGCACGUGUGAUGUUUUAACCUGGAUGUGGAGCCGCACGGUUUUUUUUUUUUUUGCAACCUAGUAAAGUAGGAAGUUAGUAAAAACGAGUGAGCAUUAUUAUGUUAACGGACUUUUAGACUUGCACUGAAUUCUGGGAAUGCUUGUUGAAAUCAACUCUUAAGGCUCUGUGGGAAUAAAGCUAAAGCUUCGUCAGGCUUUCGUCAGAGCUUGUAGGCAUAAAGGAGAAUGUCCGGCCAACUCAGUGUCUUAGCCCAGCUACUCACCUCUUCUCUGUGGUGUUCUCUCGAAAGAAUGCUUUGCUGUUAUGCUGGUAGAUGUUCCGAAACAGUUUCCGCUGACAUUUGUUUGAAAGACAAUCUUCAGGAUACAGUCAGGACCGUGUCUGUAAGCAGCCGGGAAUUCAGUUCACUGGGCACUUAGGGCAGAUGGAGGAUGGAUGGAUGGACUUUAAUGACGGAGUAUCUUUCUAUGAGGCAUAGACCGUGUUGACCUGCUGUCAGUAAGCUUGUCAGUGUCUAUAUUUAACUUUACAAUGACAGUGUUGCUACAGAGUCCCAAAAGCUUUUAAUAUUUACUGUGAAGAGACAAGAUAUGGAGUCUGUUAUCAAGGUACCAUCUUGUCCACACAGGGGGAAAACAUGAGACUACUCUGUGUGCGUGUAACGGUAUACUAACAGUAUAUACUGAGUAAACAAGCUGUUUAUCUACACCAUGGGUGUCAAACUCAUUUCCACCAGGGGGCCACAUCACCAAUACAGUUCCCCUUGAAGGGCCGGUUGUAAAUGGAAGAUUGUAUAGAUCAGGGGUUCCCAACCCCCGGUCCGGGGACCAGUACCGGUCCAUAGGUAAUUUGGUACCGGGCCGCAGUGGGACACAGUAAAAAAUUCACUUUUUACAAUUUACUUACUAAUUUAUUUCAUUCAAAGAAAAUCCAGUCAUAUCCAUUGACUUUCUAUAUUUACCUAAUACAUGAUUCAAUAAUUGAUUACUAUUUAUUCAAGAUAUCAAAUAUUGUUCAUUGAUGUGCAAUAAAAACACUUUAAUUUCGAGGUUCAGAAAUUCUGCAGCAUGGACUUUGCUAAAUGCUUUUUAAGCUCCCGCAGGCACACAAAACGGUAUUGGCCGCGUUUGGCCCCCGGGCCUUGAGUUUGACACGUAUGAUCUACAGCAUGGUCUGCCUCGAUAUAUUAUCAUGUCUCCGAUGUGUUGAAUGUCUUGGUUCACGAUACCGUUUUCAUGGUAAGAGAAGAACCUCAUUUUUUUUCAAGCUGGCGAUCAAUAGGAAGUUGUAUUUUGAAUUUCCUGAGACUUUAAUGAAUGAACAUAAUCUUCACGUCAUUGUUGUAACUUUAAGAAAACUAGUGAGUCUGAUUAAGUCGACCCCUGGAGGCGGUACCGGCUUGGUUCUGUUGUUUGGUUGGGGUAAACACAGGACUAAAAACGAAUCUUGAUUUCACCCUUCAGCAGUUCCUCAGCAGGCUGAGAGCAUUCAGGUUCCUGUAGAAUCCGAAUCUUAACUUCUCCACUGAUUUAUACAAACAUCUGGGCAGUGACUUCUUUGUGAACCACACUUAUCAGAUUAGCGUGCUUGGUCCACUGCUGGACACAGGAAUGGAAUUAAAAUGACAUAUAUAGACACAGUCAGUGAAAGUACGAUUG
Messenger RNA from Cynoglossus semilaevis (tongue sole), 4280 nucleotides. RefSeq names its product solute carrier family 25 member 25b (gene slc25a25b). Gene Ontology annotation, cellular component: mitochondrial inner membrane. Bases 705 to 2267 code for a protein of 520 amino acids. The transcript is spliced from 10 exons. Gene Ontology annotation, biological process: transmembrane transport. Gene Ontology annotation, molecular function: calcium ion binding. The record is from RefSeq and is a predicted model, not a curated record. NCBI's taxonomy places the organism in Eukaryota, Metazoa, Chordata, Actinopteri, Pleuronectiformes, Cynoglossidae.